Molecule: messenger RNA, 396 nt
Organism: Psammomys obesus (fat sand rat)
Lineage: Eukaryota; Metazoa; Chordata; Mammalia; Rodentia; Muridae
Product: KH homology domain-containing protein 1-like
Exons: 3
Coding region: 1-396 (131 amino acids)
Cellular component (GO): cytoplasm
Molecular function (GO): RNA binding
Source: RefSeq, a predicted model, not a curated record
AUGGAGAAUGCCUGGUGGACAUUUCCUGAAAACUUUGAAGCCCCAUUUGUGUUUCUCAUAGACGAGGCCCAGGAGGAACAAAUAUUUGGCCAUGGGGACUUAUACCUCCGAAGAAUAGAGGUACACAGCAACACCUUCAUUGAACUGGAAUCCUGGUUCACAGCCUCAGGCCAGACUCGAGUCACUGUGGUUGGGCCCUUCAGAGCAAAGCAGUGGCUGAUGCAUAUGAUUUGGAGUUUGGGUAGCCAGGAAGCUCACCACCACGCCCGAGGUCAAGAGAUGUUACUGCGUGUCCAGAACCAACCCCUGACCAGAGCUGACUUGGAUGAUUCUCUCAGGGUGCAGGCCUAUGACUGGGGCCUGUCUCCAGUUAUCAGGAUGAAAGGGACGACCUAA